Molecule: messenger RNA, 411 nt
Organism: Lottia gigantea (owl limpet)
Lineage: Eukaryota; Metazoa; Mollusca; Gastropoda; Lottiidae
Exons: 1
Coding region: 1-411 (136 amino acids)
Source: RefSeq, a predicted model, not a curated record
AUGAAACCAGAAACUUUAGUAAAAAGAAUAAUAGAAGCUAUCGAAACGGAAUCACCAACUACAAUAACUUACAAUGGUAAAAGGAUUAAAAUAUCUAAAAAAAUUAUCGAUAAAUAUAAACAUUGUAAAGUUAGAGAUGAUAUAGAUUUGGAAAGAAUUGACAAGAGUGUAAAGGAAGGUGGAUCUUUACCUUUCCUACCUUUAAUAUUUGCUGGCCUGGCCGCUGCAGAGGCGACAGCUGGUAGGGCGGCUGGGAUAACGCAAGCCAUCAACGCCAAGAACGCAGCUGAUGCUGAAAAAAGUGAAAAACGUAGAUAUAAAACUGUUAAAGAGGGAUUAAGUAAUCUAAUAGAUAAAAUCGACACUGGAGAAACGAAGGUCAAACAUAAGGGUAAUGCUAUAUUUUUGUAA